Molecule: messenger RNA, 1524 nt
Organism: Anarrhichthys ocellatus (wolf-eel)
Lineage: Eukaryota; Metazoa; Chordata; Actinopteri; Perciformes; Anarhichadidae
Product: 7-methylguanosine phosphate-specific 5'-nucleotidase-like
Exons: 10
Coding region: 163-1113 (316 amino acids)
Cellular component (GO): cytoplasm
Molecular function (GO): magnesium ion binding; 5'-nucleotidase activity
Source: RefSeq, a predicted model, not a curated record
AAUCGGGGGAAAGCUGUGGGUGCGACACAAACGGGACGUAAACAAAUCAUUCAAACCUCCAGUCGACUGUAAACUGUUUACCUUAUUUUAUUUAACAUUAUGUACGUUUAACAGUUGUUCCGAGCAUCAGUUAAUACGGACACGUGAGUUGUCCGUUUGAAAAUGAUAUACCAUAUUCCCUGGAUCUACACACCAGUGCGGACCGUCCUGGCAAUCUGGCACCAGCUGACCAAGACAGAGAUCCCAGAGCUGGCCAAGUGCUCAGUGCUGAUGAGGGAGCGCAGCAGAGUGGAGGAGACGAUCCACGCCAUGCAGCGAGCAGGUGCAGGCAGCCUGCAGGUGAUCUCAGACUUCGAUAUGACACUGACCAGGUUUGCCCACAACGGAAAGAGAGUUCCCACCACGCACAACAUCCUUGAUAACCGGUUGUUGAUUGAUGAAGAUUGCACUAAAAAGAUAAGGGAGCUGUUGAACACCUACUAUCCCAUAGAGAUCGAUGCCAGCAGGACUGCUGAAGAAAAGCGGCCCCUCAUGGUGGAGUGGUGGACUGAAGUCCACGAGCUGCUGAUUCAGCAGAGGAUCAGGAAGGACAUGUUGGCCCAGGCCGUCAAGGAAUCCAGCGCCAUGCUCAGGGACGGCUACCAAUUGUUUUUUGACCGUCUGACGGAGCAGCAGGUCCCUCUGUUGAUCUUCUCGGCUGGUGUUGGAGACGUGCUGGAGGAAGUGAUUCGACAGCACCGCGUCUUCUAUCCCAAUGUCCACAUCAUCUCCAACUACAUGGACUUCGACCAAACUGGGGUCCUGCGAGCCUUCAAAGGCCAACUGAUCCACACCUUCAACAAGAGAGACGGUGCUUUGUCGCACGCAGCUGGCCUCAGAGAACUGCAGGGUCGACCCAAUGUGCUGCUGCUGGGAGACUCUUUAGGAGACCUGACCAUGGCCGACGGCGUGCCCGAGCACCAGAACAUCCUCACCAUCGGCUUCCUCAACGACAAGGUGGAAGAGAGGAAAGAGUCGUACAUCAACUCCUUUGACAUAGUGCUGGUGCAGGACGAGACGAUGGACGUUGUGAACGCCAUCCUCGGAUGCAUUACCUCAUCGAGACACAAGUAAGAAGCGAAAGCAAGAACUUUAUGACAACAUGCACACAGAUGGACUUGUUCACUCUAUUCACCAUGUUAUAUGCUGGACAUUCACACAUCAUCACUUACCUCAACCCAGACAUUGAAGCUGGACCUUUCUUUGUUUGUUCUCACACUGCCCUCCCUCUAAUAACCAAUCAGCAACCUCUUACAUACUUCAGUAUUAACAAUUACAGGGUGUGUUUCUAAAUUUCAGUCCUCUUCAGCUCAAAAAGAAAAAAGUUUACAUUGUUGUUUCACAGAAUGAGGAUGCUUUUAAAUACCGUAUUUUAUUUAAAGACGUACCACAUUUUGUAAAUGUCUCUUUAUCUGGCAAAUUUUCUACUUUAUACAGUGGGUACGGAAAGUAUUCAGACCCUUUAAAUUUUUCACUCUUUGUUUC